GAUUUAUGAAAUUUCAAUAAAUUGUUAUUGUCUGAAUUGAAACCUAAUAUCGGUAUUCUGUAUUUCUUUGUUUGUUGUUGUGUUGAAUAUAAGAUUAAAUUGUUCAUCCUAAAAGAAAAUGUCUGAACAAGAUCUAUUCACGACACGCAUGAGAAAAGCGACUCGGAAAAUACAUUCUGUCAGCGAUGCCUUGGUCAAUGCGAAAUUUGCGAUAUCGUUGAGAGACCAUACAGUAUGGGGUGGAGGCCUGUUUGUCUUCUACCAUAUUUUUGCAUAUCUUGAAGAUGCAAAAGAGAGAUUAAAUAUGCCAGAAUUUAAUAAGCUGUUUGUGCAUGAAAUUCUUUACAGAAAGAAGGCAUUUGAGCAAGAUCUGCAACACUACCUUGGUGACAACUGGAGGUCAAUACCUAAAUCCUUGGCUCUAGAGAACUAUCUACAACAUUUACAAGACCUGGAAAGAGACAAUCCCAAGCUCUUAAUGGCCUAUGUCUAUCAUUUGUAUUUAGGACUCCUGAGCGGUGGACAGAUUUUAGCCAAGAAGAGGAGGGUAUUUGGUGAAAAAAACGAACAACCAAACACAUAUUAUGUAGACAAAGUAACUGAUUUUGCUGCUGUAGACAUAAAUAAAUUGAAAAAUGAGUUCCGUGAAGCAAUGAACCAAAUAGCGACGACAAUGUCUUCAGAGGAGCAAGCGACAUUCAUAGAGGAGAGCAAUCAGGUGUUCAUUAUGAACAAUCUGAUAGUGAACUCUGUUGAGGGCCAGAAUAAGGUUCUAUAUGGCUUGUUGUGCAAAGCCUCAGCUGUAGUUUUUGUUGUUGCAAGUUUAUUGUUUGCAUAUAAGUUACACAGAGGAUAAUUUCAGCUAUGAAGUUGGUUUUGAAAAUAUUUCUAAUAUUUAAGUAGCACUUGAACUUACUUAUUUGUGUUCUUAAUAUCAUAUGACAAAGAUGUAAUUAUAACUUGCUUUACAUAUUUGGCGUGAUGUGAGCUAAAGUAAUAAAACAUGUAGAUUCCUAAUUAAAUUGUAUUAAUUUUGAUGUGUUAUUUAAAAUUAAAUUGUCAGUUCAAAAAUAAACUACU
Molecule: messenger RNA, 1080 nt
Organism: Bombyx mori (domestic silkworm)
Lineage: Eukaryota; Metazoa; Arthropoda; Insecta; Lepidoptera; Bombycidae
Gene: Ho
Product: heme oxygenase
Biological process (GO): response to oxidative stress; heme oxidation; heme catabolic process
Molecular function (GO): heme binding; heme oxygenase (decyclizing) activity
Source: RefSeq, marked provisional